Messenger RNA from Protobothrops mucrosquamatus (brown spotted pit viper), 2268 nucleotides. RefSeq names its product hook microtubule tethering protein 1 (gene HOOK1). The transcript has 22 exons. Gene Ontology annotation, cellular component: cytoplasm; centrosome. Gene Ontology annotation, molecular function: microtubule binding; dynein light intermediate chain binding. Lineage: Eukaryota; Metazoa; Chordata; Lepidosauria; Squamata; Viperidae. The coding region runs from base 64 to 2238 and encodes 724 amino acids. Gene Ontology annotation, biological process: cytoplasmic microtubule organization; cytoskeleton-dependent intracellular transport. The record is from RefSeq and is a predicted model, not a curated record.
CCUGGUGGCGGCGCUGUUGCUGCCGCCGUCACAGUUGUCACCUAGUGCGUGGAGGCCGCCGUCAUGGAAGGGAGACCUGCCGACCAGCUGCUGUGCGACAGCCUCAUCCUUUGGUUGCAGACAUUUAAUAUUGCUAAAUCCUGCAGAGAAGUACAGGACUUAACAAAUGGUGUAGCCCUAGCAUAUGUCCUUCAUGAAAUCGAUCCUGCCUGGUUUGACAAAGCUUGGCUAAGCCGUAUUAAAGAAGAUGCUGGUGAAAGCUGGAGAAUAAAGGCUAGCAAUCUGAAGAAAGUUCUUCAAGGAAUUAUGGAUUAUUAUCAUGAGUUUUUGACUCAGCAAAUCUCAGAAGAUCUUCUUCCUGAUUUAAACCAAAUCUCUGAACAUUCUAAUCCAGUAGAGCUUGGCAGGUUAUUGCAGCUCAUUUUAGGCUGUGCAGUCAACUGUGAAAAGAAACAAGAACAUAUACAAGUUAUAAUGACACUAGAGGAGUCUGUUCAGCACGUCGUCAUGGCUGCUAUCCAAGAGUUAAUGAGCAAAGAGAUUUUGGGUUUUGUUGCAAGUGAUAUAUCUGGAGAUGUGGAGCAACAGCUGAAAAGAGCAGUAGAAGAACUUAAUGAAGCCAUAGCAGAAAAAGAAGAAUUGAAGCAAAGAUGUCAAGAACUAGAUUUGCAGGUGGCUGCCCUUCAAGAGGAAAAAUGCAGUUUAAUGUCUGAAAAUGAGAUAAUGAAUGACCGAUUGGAUCAGUUAGAUGGUUCCUUUGAUGAUACAAAUACAGCAGUUGCCAAAAAGUAUUUUCAUGCACAGUUACAAAUAGAACAGCUACAAGAAGAAAAUUUCAGACUUGAAACUACAAAAGAUGAUUAUCGUGUUCAUUGUGAAGAGCUUGAGAAACAACUGAUUGAGCUGCAACAUCGAAAUGAUGAACUGACGUCUCUAGCAGAAGAGUCCCGGGCACUGAAAGAUGAAAUAGAUGUUCUUAGGACUGUUGUUGAUAAAACAAAUAAACUGGAGUCGAUGGUUGAGGUGUAUCGCAAAAAGCUGGAAGACUUGAAUGACCUUCGGAGACAGGUGAAAAUACUUCAGGAAACAAACAUGAUGUAUAUGCAUAACACAGUUAUCCUAGAAGAAGAAUUAAAGAAAGCAAAUGCAGCCCGUGCACAGUUGGAAACUUACAAAAGGCAGAUCCAGGAACUUCAUAACAAGCUCUCUGAAGAAUCCAAAAGAGCAGAUGUCCUAGCUUUUGAAAUGAAACAAUUAGAAGAGAAGCAUGAAACAUUAAUUAAAGAGAAAGAGAGAUUGAUAAUUCAGCGUGAUGCAUUGAAAGAGACCAAUGAAGAGCUCAGAUAUUCACAAAUGCAGCAGGAUCAUCUGAACCAAGCAGGUGUAUCGACUGUGAAAAACCAAGAAAACCUUGCUGCUGAAAUUCUGCCUGUGGAAUUUAGAGAAAUGUUCAUUCGGCUUCAGCAUGAAAACAAGAUGCUUCAUUUGCAACAAGAAGGAUCGGAAAAUGAACAAAUUGCAGGGCUUCAAGAGAAGCUGGAACAAAAAAAUCGGAUGAUAAAUGAAUUAGAAACUGAAAACAGGCUGAGCAAGGAGGGUCUUGGGGAGUUGCAGCAGCAGAUUGAAGACCUUCAGAAGUCUUUGCAGGAGCAAGAGUCCAAGUCAGAAAGAGAAAGGUCCAGUGAAUUGAAGCAGAAGAUAGCAGCCCAUAUGGAGAAAUUAAAUGAAGUCCAUGAUGAACUGCAGAAGAAGGAAGCUCUUCUUGCAGACCUUCAACCAGAUUUAAAUCAAAAUGCACAAAAAAUAGAAGAAUUAGAAGCUGCUUUGCAUAAGAAAGAUGAAGAUAUGAAAUCAAUGGAAGAGAGAUAUAAGAUGUAUUUAGAAAAAGCAAGAAUUGUCAUAAAAACUUUAGAUCCCAAAUUAAAACCGGCAUCUGCUGAAAUAAUGUUGCUAAGAAAACAGUUGGCAGAGAAAGACAAAAAAAUUGAAACACUUGAGGGUCAGUGUAAAUCAGUCAGGAUUCAGGAGCAUGAAGAAAAGUUAAUUGUAUCUGCAUGGUAUAACCAGAGUUUAGCAUUUCAUAAACUAGGAAUGGAAUCCAGACUUUUAAGUGGGAGUACUGUCUACAAGGAUGGCCAUUCGUACCCACCUGCACAGUCUUUCCUUGCUCAGCAACGGCGGUUGACCAACACCCGAAGGAAUCUCUCUGUCAAAGCACCACCUACACCGUCAGAUUAAGUCAUAGAAGAUAGUCUACCCUAAAGUGUC